AUGGCACCUUCGAGUAUGUCUCCUGUAUAUCAAAUUCCAGGGUCUAUUGCUAACCCAGGGAUUGGAGAUACAGGAUACAAACCUAUUUAUCAAUGGGAGGAUUUGAAACAAAAGUCAAUAACAAAUCUCCCUGCUGCUCCAACUACAACAACCACAGUGUUGAAUCCUGAUAAUUCUGGAGAGAUUCAGUUGGUUACUAAGCAGUUAAAGCCACAAGAAAUGGAUGCCAUAGUUAGAGAAAUAGGGCAGGUCCCUCAGCAGGAUAUCAAUCGCUUUUUGCCAUGGUUUUGUGGAUUUCAAAGAGUGAAAGAGAUGUAUAGUUUGAUAACUAGUGAUAUGGAGAUAGUGCUGCAGAGAGUUGAUAGAAAUGGAUUGUGGGUCAGGAUUGUACAGACAUGUGGUCAGCCGCAUGGAACUAGGGAUAUGUUGAAAGAGAUCUUGAGAGCACUUUAUGGAGUUACAUCAAAUGUGUCAUUGUCUGGAAAAAUUAAACAGCUAAAACAAGACUCUCCGUAUGAAUUGUCAGCCAGAAUCUCCACAGUGAUGGAACAGUUUGGGGUCAGUAAUCCUGGUUUUGAACAGGGAGGGCUGGUGCAUAGAUCAAGGUUUUUGGAUGCAUUAGAUAUUAUAUGA
Pelobates cultripes (western spadefoot toad) is the source of this 633-nucleotide messenger RNA. NCBI's taxonomy places the organism in Eukaryota, Metazoa, Chordata, Amphibia, Anura, Pelobatidae. The record is from the annotation of a GenBank genome assembly.